Messenger RNA from Stegostoma tigrinum, 4145 nucleotides. It is a transcript of the gene ccdc77, whose product is annotated as coiled-coil domain containing 77. Gene Ontology annotation, cellular component: centrosome. NCBI's taxonomy places the organism in Eukaryota, Metazoa, Chordata, Chondrichthyes, Orectolobiformes, Stegostomatidae. The transcript is spliced from 12 exons. Bases 499 to 1977 code for a protein of 492 amino acids. The record is from RefSeq and is a predicted model, not a curated record.
GGCGUCACCCAGGAACGCGGUGACUGCUGCAGCUCAGUGCGAGCCCGGCGCCCGCUGCAGCGACGGGAGCCUCUCACACACAGAGAGAGCAACCUAGGCCCAGUCCCUGAGGAUGAGGGCGGGUGGGGGUGAAAGGUCAAAGCAAGCGCGCGACUGUCCUCAGGCGCGCGCACCACUUCCGCUCGCGGGUUGCGAAGCAAGAUUUCACACACACUUGUUUUUACAGGGCUCAUCGAUCCGGUGAUUGGCUGUCGCGGCAAAGCAGCUGCAGUAUUAUUGGAUAUGGCCCCGCCCCAACGCCCCCGAUCAAUUACUAUUGGUUGUUAUUACACGGUCCCACCUUCUGAUUGGUUGAGGACCACAGCCUCAGAUUCCGAGGACAGCAGGUCACAAGGUCCUCGGCUCCGGAAUGAAAACAGAAAAUGCUGUAGCUUACGGUCCAAUCGAAGUUGAACGCGGUCGUGGUGCCGAUGUCAGUUGUUGUUGAAGGAGACCCGGAUGGACGUUGGCGGCGCGCGCAGGAGCGGAUCAGCAAUGGGCCGUAAUUCAGCUUCUGCAGGAAAACGACAGGAUCCUAAAACAGAUGGCACUCCGCCAAUUCCAUCAGUAAAUGAGCGCCUAGCUUUUCUUCGUCCUUCCCGGGAGCUACUUGAGUAUUACCGUAAAAAGAUUGCAGAGUUUGACGAGGAACAUGAAACCCUCUUAAAAAGACUCGAGAACUAUAAGGCCACAUAUGAAGAGCAGGUGGGUCUGCAAGUGGUGGAAGUCACAAAUGAGCAGCAUAAGCUCCAGUGGGAGAUGCGGCAGAGGGAAGAGGAAAUUGAGGAGCUGCAGAAAGCGCUUAGCGACAUGCAGGUUUAUCUCUUUCAGGAACGCGAACACUCACUGAGACUCUAUGCCGAAAAUGACCGGCUAAAAAUCAGGGAGCUGGAAGAUCGGAAAAAGAUGCAACACCUCUUGGCACUUGUUGGUCCUGAAGCUGAAACAGUCACAUACUUUCACAGGGAGCCUCCACACAAGGUCACUGUUCCACAACGUACUGUGCAGCAUGGUCGCACUAAAGUUACAUCGUCAAAGAGGGGUCCUAAAGAAGUAGCAUCAAAAGUGACCAGAGCUGUUAGCCCAACUAUCCCAGACAACUAUCAGAGAGAUAAUCAAACUCUAUUACUACAGGUUGAAGCCUUGCAGUCUCAGUUGCAGGAGCAGACACAGUUGGCGAAAGAGCAAAUUGAUGCAUUGUUGGAGGAUCGAAGGAUUCAUAUGGAGGAGGCACAUGUGCAGCAUGAACGGGAUAAAGACAAAAUCAAAUCACUAGCAGAGAAAUUGCACAAAACUCAGAAUCUACUUUAUGAGAGUACCAAAGACUUCCUUCAGUUAAAAUUUGAGGGUCGAGAUGCUGAGAAAGUCUGGAUGGCUGAGAAGGAUCAUCUGUUACAGGAGCUGGACAGACAUAAUGAGCUGAGAAACGGAGGCACUGACCCCGAGUUGCAGUUUCUUCGGGAGUCACCAAUGGAACAUGAGAUACAAAGAAUACAGAGUGAAGAAAUAAAGUCGCUUGAGGAGCAAGUAAACCAAGCACAUCGACUGGCGGACAUGUAUAGGGAGCAAUGUGUGACAUUGGAGAACGAGCUUGCACAAAUUCGGGAAGAAGGGGAUAUAGGGCGUCAGUUGUUUAAGGAGCGUUCUGAUAAAACAGUGAAGCGUCUUCAACUAAUGACACAACGAUAUGAGGCCCUAGAGAAGCGACGAGGGAUGGAAGUGGAAGGCUUUAAAAAUGACAUCAAACUGCUGCGACAACGGCUGAAGGACGUGGAGAGACAGCUGUUCAAGGUAACAAUUGGAAUCGGGCCUGACCAGGAUCUUGCUAUCCUUCAUGAAGUGCGUCGAACAGUCAGCCAAUCAAGGCAUAUCCAAGGAGAGCUUAAGAAUCUGAAGGCAAAGAUUUAUGGCUUAGAAAAUCAGUUACGAUUUGGCUAACAUUAUCACAAUGAGAGUUCACCACAAUGUUUAAGUGUGUGGUCUGGCUGUGUCAGCAGCAGUAAAGUGAUCCACCGUUGGACAAGAUUUAUUUGUAGCCAAAUAAUACAAUGGCUUCUGCCAGCGUUGCAGCGAGACAGAAAAGUGCGUGUCAUGUCCCACUUUGUUCUUUAAACAUGAGUCAAGGAUUGCUUACAAUUGUUCGAAUGUUUAGUCAAGCUUGUUAAACUUCACUUAAUUUCUUCUUGUUUUUUUUUGUCCAUUCCCAUAACUGUUGUGAGUUAAAGCAAUUUUCCAGGACAUUCAAUGGAGAUACUUUAGUUUUCCCUGAACUACAACUCUCCACAUAAAACAAAAGCCUGGCAGCAUCUAUGGAGAGAGAGCAAAAUCAAUGUUUGCACUUCAAGUUCAAUAUGAUAUUCUGCAGGUUCUGGACGCAAAAUGGUAAUUCUGUCUCCCUCCCUGCACAGGCCAGUUGAGAUUUUCCAGUACUAAGUAUUUUUAUUUCUGAUUUCCAUCAUUUGUAAUAUUUUGUUUUUAUUUACAGCAGCAUUCAAGAUUGAUGUUUGGUGUGAAGAUUUUGUGUUUGUUGAUUUGAGAUGUCUUUAAUUUGCUUGGUGGUGUUACAUGAUUAGUCUCAAGUCAGCUGACUUCCACACAAUGUGGUACAAAGGCUGCAAACUCCUGGUGUGCAAGCAGGGUCCUGUUCAUGUUGAGUUGGAGCAGGCAGCCGUUGGAUUUGAAGAUGGAGCGGGGCAGCUGUUGGAUUUGAGGAUAGAGCGGGGCAGACAUUGGGUUUGAGGAUGGAGUGGGGUCUUGCUGGUGUAUGGGAUUGAAGCAGGACUCCACUAGGGUCCUGUUACCGUUAGUAUGCUUUCAGUUACCAUUAUCAGUCCCAGAACACUGAAUCUAGUUCAGUCCCUAAAAUGUUCCCAUUCUGAUGAAGUAGUUCAGCCCAGAUUGGAAACUGAGCUACACUUCAAAAUGUGUGACUUAACACCACACUGGAGUAAAUGCAUUCAUCCACUAAAAAAGAAAGGCAAUUUUACAUUUAACAAAAAGUAUCACUUAAAAAGCCACUGAGUUGUUAGGAAAGCAUCUGUUUGCAGCAGAAUUUGCUGAUUGAUUGGUGCACAAACCUUCCAUAUCAUGUCAGUCUCAGCAUAAAGCGGGGGUUGCCUGCAGUGGAGUUUUCUCUUCUCACAACUUGAACAGGAGCACAGGCUUUUAAGGCCUCAAAACUAGUGCUGUGAAGCUUAGUGCAUAGUGAAAUACUACUCUCUGCGCCUAUCAUGUCUCCAUCUCGGUAUGUUUCGAAGGAAAGGGUGAUAUUUUCUGAUAAAGUGUAUAUGCUGGAAAUUUCCAUUUAUGUGUGCAAAUAAGGUACCUUGGAAAGUGACACUGUACCCCUGGUGCCAAUUUGAUUGAAAGCUGUUUCAGUAUUAAUGAUGAUGGAAGGUGCAGUUUACCUUAGAAUAGUGUGUUGUCAGAAUUUAAUUGAUUUCAGUUGAAAUGAAUGUAAUAGACUGGGUGCAGCUUUGUGAUUGUGUUCAUUAAUUUGAGGGAGCUGAAUAUGCAUUUGGCAAGUGAAGCAGUUUUGAGAAUAAAGGUUGGUACAUGCUGCAAACUAUAGACUUGAACGAUGCUUCUUUACUUAUCCCAUAAUACUGCUGUGCUCUGAAUUAUGUGAUUUUGUGAUUGGUCGCACUGAUUCAACACAUUAGUAUAUUCAAGUGGCAGGAGGAAAAAGUGGUGCCUCUGUACUUGUGACCAUGUAAAGUCAGUGUCAUUGUGGUUCAACUGUUGGUACUUCUCUCCCCCAGAUGAAAGUUUGUUGUUUGAGCCUUGGCUGACAUUGCAUUUUUGAAGUUGUCCACAAGAAUGAAAAGCGGGAUCCUAACAUUAUGUUCAGGUGGAUACAAAAAAUUCAGUGACACUGCUCAAAUAUAAGUAGUCCUCAUUAUUUAGAAAUAAAAACUGACACCACCAGCAAUUGAAAAAUUCAUUAUUCAUCUUAUUGCUGUUUACACAAAUGUUUGUGUGCAAAUUCUGUUUGCUAAGUUAGCGUGAAAAGUAAUUCUUUGGGUUUCCCUCGGCUUGUUGAAAGAUACUGUAUUUCUUUUGAUAUUCAGUUUUGGAGUACCAAAUAAAGUUUUUUUUCAACAUUA